This is a messenger RNA of Mesorhabditis belari, 567 nucleotides long. NCBI's taxonomy places the organism in Eukaryota, Metazoa, Nematoda, Chromadorea, Rhabditida, Rhabditidae. The record is from the annotation of a GenBank genome assembly.
AUGCGACAAAUGCAGCAUCGACAAAUGCAGCAUUUUCCAAACAAACUUUCUUUAAUCAAUCACAUUUGCCCCUUCCCUUGGCAAAGCCACGAGCAAAACAUCUUGGCCACAUUUGCUCAGUGUCGAGAAUUCGAACAUGAGGGAGUCAAAUGUACUCCACACGAUCCAAUUGAAUGCACUGGAAGGAAUCCUGUUUGUGUUUUUUCAAAGAUGACUGACGAUUAUCGUUGUUGCUCGGAUGUGCCUCAGGAUUUGAGUAGUCCGCCGGGAGUGCCUGAACAAGUGAAACCAAUUUGUCCUUAUGGUGCCACUUCCUAUGAUAUCCCGUCCGUUCUUCUCUGUGAUCCAACCGAAGAAAAAUCAUGUCCAGACGAGUACACAUGUGAACAAGCUGUCAAUAGUCAAAUGCUUUCCACUUACAAUAUGCAUCUUUGCUGCAAAACAACGGCUUUAGAUUCGUUUGAGAAUGUUUUCUAUGAGACAAAAAGAGCCGGUCACACUGAAGAAAAUUUCAUUACUGAGAGACCAAUUUCCGGGAUACUUUCAUCACGUCUUGUUGCUUUACAG